Molecule: messenger RNA, 1919 nt
Organism: Haliotis rufescens (red abalone)
Lineage: Eukaryota; Metazoa; Mollusca; Gastropoda; Lepetellida; Haliotidae
Exons: 2
Coding region: 234-1748 (504 amino acids)
Source: RefSeq, a predicted model, not a curated record
GGUGUAACAUUCGCGGCAUGGGUUAGCGUUCCAGUGAAACAAUGCUGGCGUUAGUGGGAUUAGAGAUUGGCAACGCUUCACCUGUAAUCGACAUAGGUUUUCCGCAACACUGUGGACAAACUAACACUCGGCAGGGUACCACUGCCUGCACAGGUGUCUAUAGGGGCACGACAACAACUUGACAGGUGCUAGGAUAUUAUGGUCAUCUCCGGAGUCCACUUUCUGGACACAACAUGGACACGGUGUGUAUAGAAAAGGGCAUGGAUGUCAUGCUCACCUCAAAGGCAGGCGACCCAAAUUCUAUACCUCGCGACAUGGACGUGAACAUGCUACCCGAGGUGCCUACAAGCCGUGGACAAGGAUACAUAACACCUGCUGGGCGUGGCGUCUUGGCGGGAAAGUCGCCAGUUCUUCUUGACGACGACACUUACAAAUCCAAACUGAAAUCAGCUCGUGGAAGAUUAGAAUCGUCAAAGUCCAGCUUCCAUUUCCAAAAGUCACGAGGGACGUCAAGCAGCAACCACCACGUUAGUUUCGUUGGAUCCAAGAGUAAAACAUCGUUCCAGCUACCGGUCGUCUACUUUGUUGUAAAAGCGGACAAAGUUCCUUGUCUCCCCGAGAACUAUCCUGAUAAGGGUCAGAGACAAUCGCGGAAAGCUUAUGCAGCGAAAAGUCGUCAUCAGUUUCUUACCAAACGGAGGGAGAAGAAACGUCAGCAUGACGCAGACAUCAAGCAGGUCAAGGCCCUAGGGUCGCAAGUGGGGCUUAAAGUUGAGCAAAUGAAGACAAAUGCUAUUCAGUCCGUCAGUCCUUGGCUUUCGAGACAACCCACUACUCCUUUUAACUCAAUAUCGGAGAGAUCGGAUGUUAGGUCUCAAGAAACGCUGUUUGUUAACGGUGAUGAUCUCUUUGACGAUGAUGAGAACUCUCAAGCAUCUGGGGUUGAUUCGGAUGGCUUCAAUAGGUCUCAAGGGUGCCCUGAAAAACCACACUUCUCAGUCUGUGACACUGGACUACCAGAUCUCAAAUGUAAAACACACAGAUCCGACUCGCCAGAUAGUUGUUCUUCUAGGAAAGUUCAUUUUUCAAAGAAUGUUUCUGGAACCAAAGGUUGCAACAUCCAACUUCCAAGGGUAGAUCAGAGUGCUGAAGACUUUAUAGCUGUUGAGAUCAAGCAACCAGUGGUGCAGCCCAAAGAACCAACACAUAGCAAACUAGAACCAACCCAAGUCAACGACACAUCACCACGCACAAAGCCGAGGCGCGCGGCUAACCCCCUCAAACUUCCUAAAAUCGACAUGCUCACUCCGAUUUACGACGAGCUCAUCCUGAAGACAUUCCAGUCCUUCAUGACAAAGAAGACGCCUUUGUCUGACCGGACGGCAAGAGCACUCCUCCAGAGGGUGACAGCCAUUCUUCACCCAGUCGAUGAUCCACCCCGCCUCCCUGACCAGAAGACCCCUAGUACCAGACCCCAAACCAGACAGACCAGUUUCUUCUCCACUGAGCCAGAAGGCGACAGGUCGGAGCUUGGUUACAUUAACGUGUCAAGUAGUGGCAUGACCGUGGACGGCAAGUCUAUGUCCAUGUUGUUACGUGAUGUUGAGUCUAGACAGAGACGGCUCCAGAUCCACUCCACCUGUUUCCAAAUGGUUCCGCCCGGCCUUAAAAGGGAGGACACGGAAAACCUGCAGACACUCGUGUCUCCGGACAAAAGGCCAGACAUCUACAUCCCUACAUCAUGCUAGGGGUGUUUCAGGACUUAUUCAUGAUAUGUCCACAUACCUUUCCUGAUUUCGGGACUCUGUUGUCAUGGUAAGGUGAGGAGAAGUGAAAUUGGGUUUAACGUCGCGUCCGAGAUUAUUGCACUUAUAUAGAGACGUGCAUGCACGUGUGUGUUUGUGUAGCUGCUUGUACUA